AUGCUAGCCGCGAGGACCCCCAUCUCGCUCCACCACCGCGUCGUCGCCGGCGGCCAGCGGGGGCGAUGCGACGGGGGCAGCGAAAGGAGGCGCGGCCGCGCGCCGUGCCGCCAGUUCGCGCAGGCGCUCGAGAGCCUCUGGAGGCACAGUCCCCGGACCCAUCCUCCUGCCCCUCCCGCUGCCGGCACCGCCUUCACCAGCGGUGAGGCCAAACCCUCGCGGCAGCCGCCAGUACUCGAGAACGCUACCUUCGAGGAGUACUAUAAGGUUCAGCAAAUUGUCCGCAAGGAGGAGUGGGAUGCCUUCAUGAACGUCCUGCGGAAACCGUUACCAGCAACCUUUCGGAUCAAUGCCUGUUGCCAGUUUUAUAAAGAUAUCUGCUCUAAGUUGGAAAAUGAAUUUAGGCGAUCUUUGGAGAGUGAGGUCAGUAAUGAGCAUGGAGAAGAUGCUAUAACUCCCUUGCCUUGGUACCCAUGCAAUCUUGCGUGGCAUCUAAAUUUCUCUCGGAAGGAAUUGAGGAAAAACAAGGCACUCGAGAGUUUUCAUGAGUUUCUGAAGCAUGAGAGUGAGGUUGGUAACAUAACUAGGCAAGAGGCUGUUAGCAUGGUUCCGCCACUGUUUCUGAAUGUACAACCUGAUCACCAUAUUCUUGAUAUGUGUGCUGCUCCAGGCUCUAAAACUUUUCAGUUACUUGAGAUGAUUCACCAAUCAAAAGAACCAGGGCUACUUCCAGGAGCAUUGGUGAUAGCCAAUGAUCUCAAUGUGCGAAGAUGUGACCUCCUUAUCCAUAAUACAAAGAGAAUGUGCACCGCCAACCUAAUAGUAACAAAUCAUGAAGCAGAAAACUUCCCCUAUUGUUCCCUUGCAAAGGAUUAUUUAGAAUCAUAUAAAGAUCCCUGCAAACUACAGAGGUUAGAAUUCGACCGCAUACUUUGUGAUGUUCCCUGUAGUGGUGAUGGGACUAUUCGCAAGGGUUAUGACAUGUGGAGAAAGUGGAACUCAGGCAUGGGUAACCAACUUCAUCUUCUGCAAGUAAAUAUUGCAAUGCGUGGUAUUGCAUUACUUAAAGUGGGUGGAAGGAUGGUCUAUUCUACUUGUUCAAUGAAUCCUGUUGAAAAUGAAGCUGUGAUAGCUGAGCUCCUUCGAAGAAGUGGAAACUCUGUUGAGCUCCUUGAUGUUUCUAGCGAGCUACCUGAAUUGGUCCGGCGUCCUGGGCUUAGCACUUGGAAGGUACAAGAUCGAGAAUCUUGGUUUCAGAGUCACGAUGAAGUUCCACACAAUAGGAAGAAUGUAGUGUUGCCAAGCAUGUUUCCUGCAAGUAAUAGCACUGAGGAAAGCCAUACUGUGUGUGGUGAUGUUGAAGUGAACAAGGAUAAUAUGAGCAUCUUCUCAAGAAAUAUUAACAUUGAAGAAACAAAAAAAGUUAAUCAUGACAUGGAUGGAGUUUCUAUCAGUCCCAAUAAAAUUUUGGAUUGCACUUCAAACAUUGUGAGUUCAAAAUUUCCACUGCAUCGGUGCAUGAGGAUUGUUCCUCAUGACCAAAACAGCGGGGCAUUUUUCAUCGCAGUUCUUCAUAAAUUGUCGCCCUUGAAUGGCAGUCAGAUAAAGGAUACUAAAAUUCAGCACACACUUGGAACAGACAGGAUUAUGCAGUUUCAGAAAGAACCUGAGCAAGAAACACGACCCUAUGAAACUAUUUUGACACGCCAACAGCACAAUGUUUCUGAAGUCGAUGAUACUGAAAUGCUGGGUAGGCGACAGAAUUUAAGCACAGACAGCCAAACUUCAAAGGAUAAGAAGUCAACUGAAGUUGAAAUGGUUUUAGGUGAUGUAGAAAGCACUCAACCAGAGUCAGGAGAUAGAAUGGAGUUGCAAAAGCAAAGCAGGUGGAAAGGGGUUGAUCCUGUCUUAUUUUUGAAUGAUGAAGCGGUGAUAAAGAGUAUAAUAUCCUUCUUUGGCAUGAAGGAAUCAUUCCCACUCGAAGGUCAUCUGGUGACUAGAAGUACUGAUAAUGCAAGGAGAAUAUAUUACGUAUCAAAAUCAGUUAAAGAGAUUUUGGAGCUGAAUGCAGAAGUUGGUGGGCAGCUCAAGAUAGCUUCACUUGGUGUUAAAAUGUUUGAAAGGCAUAGAUCAAAGGAAGCCUGUCCAUGUGCAUAUAGGUUGUCUUAUGAGGGAUUAUCGCUACUGCUUCCAUACAUCAGCAAGAGGAUACUAUAUGCAUCCCCAGCUGACUUCCACCGCCUUUUACAGUACCGAAGCAUAAACUUCGCUCAUUUUCUCGACACCAGAUUUGGGGAGCAAGCUGCAUCCUUGAUGCCUGGUUGCUGUGUUGUAGUGUUGUUACUCGAAGGGCAUAAGCAUGUAGAUUCCAUUUCUAAGGAUCCCUCCACAAUUGCCAUUGUUUGCUGGAGAGGGAAGGGGACUGUGAACGUUAUGGUUUCUCCCUCGGAUAGGAAGGAUCUUCUUGAAAGGAUGGCGUAUCGCUUUGGCCUUAAAGCCUGUGUAGAGGAAGAUGAGAGAUCUUGUCACAAGGUUAAUUGA
Molecule: messenger RNA, 2541 nt
Organism: Miscanthus lutarioriparius
Lineage: Eukaryota; Viridiplantae; Streptophyta; Magnoliopsida; Poales; Poaceae
Source: the annotation of a GenBank genome assembly